CGUCUCUCCUCCUUCUCUCUCUGUGUGUCUCUCAAUCUCGCUCUACUUCCUCUUCUUGUGUCCUCUCCAGUCCUGCGCUGCACUGCUUCAUUCGUGUCGACUGCCCAGAGUCCGCGAAUACAACCCUGCUUACAACCACACACACAGAAACAUUGGUUUACAUCAUCUUAUCGUUCCUGUUCACUGGAGGAAGGAGAGUAGAGUUCCAACCAAUCCCUGACAAGAAAAAGACAUUCCGUUCCCAGCCACAUUCCAGAACCCUGUGGACCCCUUGUUGAAGCAUGUCUCUGUACAGCUUUGGGUUGGAGCCUCUCUCCUGUCAUGCCUGGAAUAAGGACAGGACACAGAUUGCUGUCAGCCCCAACAGCAGUGUGGCGAUCAUCUAUGAGAAGAAGGGGAACGAGUGGGCCAAGAUCCACGAGCUGACUGAGCACAGUGGACGAAUCACAGGCAUCGACUGGGCUCCGGAUUCGAACCGCAUCGUGACGUGUGCAUCGGACCGUAAUGCGUACGUGUGGACCCUGAAGGACAAGGUGUGGAAGCCCACUCUGGUGUUGGUGAGGAUCAACCGGGCUGCUACUUUCGUCAAGUGGUCCCCUCUGGAGAAUAAGUUUGCCCUGGGCAGUGGAGCUCGCCUCAUCUCUGUCUGCUACUUCGAGAAGGAGAACGACUGGUGGCUCAGUAAGCACAUAAAGAAGAGCAUCCGGUCCACGGUGAUGUGUCUGGACUGGCACCCCAACAACAUCCUGUUGGCUGCAGGAUCCUCUGACUUCCACUGCAGGAUCUUCUCUGCCUACAUCAAGGAAAUCGAGGACAAGCCAGGCCCGACAGCUUGGGGGGCUAAGAUGCCAUUUGGGGAGAUGCUGCUGGAGACCAAGGACUGUGGAGGUUGGGUACACAGUGUCUCCUUCUCCCCCAGCGGAGACCACCUGGCCUGGGUUGCUCACAACAGCAGCAUCAGUGUGGCCGACGCCACCCAGGGGAAAGAGGUGACUCAGCUGACAACGGACCGCCUCCCUCUACUGAGCGUGCUCUAUGUGAGCCCCACAGAGAUGGUUGCCGCGGGCCAUGACUGCUGUCCGUUUCAGUUCUCCUAUAAGGGCCCAGGCAGUCUGAAGUUUGUUAAGAAGCUGGACAUCCCCAAGCAGACCUCUAGGGGCAGCAUGUCCGCCAUGCAACACUUCCGCAAUCUGGAUAAGAAGGCUACUGACGACGACGAGAGCAACGAGCUGGGCUGCCUGCACCAGAACAGCAUCACUCAGCUGUGUAUCGUGUCAGGAACUAAGGCCCACGUGGACAAGUACAGCAGUGUGGGUCUGGACGGAGCUAUGGUCCUCUGGGACUUCAAGCACUGAGUUCAUGGAGGAUGCUAAGAGCCAUAGGCUGUGUCUUGCCAUCUGUGCGGUCAGCAUUACUCCAGAUGACCAUGGGACUCACCACUACCAGUUGUUAUUAACAUCUACAUUAAGCAGUUAGUCACACCAGGGUUGGGGUCAAUUCCAUUUCAAUUUCAGUCAAUUCGGAAAGUAGACCAAAUUCCAAUUCCAUUUUUUUUUAAAUUCCUCAUUGAAAAGCAUUGACUGGAAUUGAAAUGGAAUUGACCCCAACACAGAGUCACACCACUGUCAAGUGACCCAUUAUUUUACACAGAUAGAUGUGUUAUCAUAUGUAUUCAUUUUCAACUGGAACAGUAGACACUUCUGCAGCUUCAAGAUGUUUUACAAUAAAUCAUGUUGCUUUGUGCUGGGUUUCAAUCAAUCAAUCAAUAUUUUUGAAGUAAAAUAAACAUGCUUUCUACAGAUUCUGAUGGACUGAGUUUUCAUAUUGCACUGUGGUUCCUAUGUGAUAAAUGAACUCACACCCAAGUGGUACAUGUAUAUUUCUAAUACUGUAAUAAAUCAUAACGUCCAUCCCUGGCUGAGUGCUACACUUCUGAGUUUUCAUAUUGUACCGUGGUUCCUAUGUGAUAAAUGAACUCACACCCAAGUGGUACAUGUAUAUUUCUAAUACUGUAAUAAAUCAUAACGUCCAUCCCUGGCUGAGUGCUACACUUCUGAGUUUUCAUAUUGUACCGUGGUUCCUAUGUGAUAAAUGAACUCACACCCAAGUGGUACAUGUAUAUUUCUAAUACUGUAAUAAAUCAUAACGUCCAUCCCUGGCUGAGUGCUACACUUCUGAGUUUUCAUAUUGUACCGUGGUUCUUAUGUGAUAAAUGAACUCACACCCAAGUGGUACAUGUAUAUUUCUAAUACUGUAAUAAAUCAUAACGUCCAUCCCUGGCUGAGUGCUACACUUCUGAGUUUUCAUAUUGUACCGUGGUUCUUAUGUGAUAAAUGAACUCACACCCAAGUGGUACAUGUAUAUUUCUAAUACUGUAAUAAAUCAUAACGUCCAUCCCUGGCUGAGUGCUACACUUCUGAGUUUUCAUAUUGUACCGUGGUUCCUAUGUGAUAAAUGAACUCACACCCAAGUGGUACAUGUAUAUUUCUAAUACUGUAAUAAAUCAUAACGUCCAUCCCUGGCUGAGUGCUACACUUCUGAGUUUUCAUAUUGUACCGUGGUUCCUAUGUGAUAAAUGAACUCACACCCAAGUGGUACAUGUAUAUUUCUAAUACUGUAAUAAAUCAUAACGUCCAUCCCUGGCUGAGUGCUACACUUCUGAGUUUUCAUAUUGUACCGUGGUUCCUAUGUGAUAAAUGAACUCACACCCAAGUGGUACAUGUAUAUUUCUAAUACUGUAAUAAAUCAUAACGUCCAUCCCUGGCUGAGUGCUACACUUCUGAGUUUUCAUAUUGUACCGUGGUUCCUAUGUGAUAAAUGAACUCACACCCAAGUGGUACAUGUAUAUUUCUAAUACUGUAAUAAAUCAUAACGUCCAUCCCUGGCUGAGUGCUACACUUCUGAGUUUUCAUAUUGUACCGUGGUUCCUAUGUGAUAAAUGAACUCACACCCAAGUGGUACAUGUAUAUUUCUAAUACUGUAAUAAAUCAUAACGUCCAUCCCUGGCUGAGUGCUACACUUCUGAGUUUUCAUAUUGUACCGUGGUUCUUAUGUGAUAAAUGAACUCACACCCAAGUGGUACAUGUAUAUUUCUAAUACUGUAAUAAAUCAUAACGUCCAUCCCUGGCUGAGUGCUACACUUCUGAGUUUUCAUAUUGUACAGUGGUUCUUAUGUGAUAAAUGAACUCACACCCAAGUGGUACAUGUAUAUUUCUAAUACUGUAAUAAAUCAUAACGUCCAUCCCUGGCUGAGUGCUACACUUCUGAGUUUUCAUAUUGUACCGUGGUUCUUAUGUGAUAAAUGAACUCACACCCAAGUGGUACAUGUAUAUUUCUAAUACUGUAAUAAAUCAUAACGUCCAUCCCUGGCUGAGUGCUACACUUCUGAGUUUUCAUAUUGUACCGUGGUUCCUAUGUGAUAAAUGAACUCACACCCAAGUGGUACAUGUAUAUUUCUAAUACUGUAAUAAAUCAUAACGUCCAUCCCU
This is a messenger RNA of Oncorhynchus kisutch (coho salmon), 3488 nucleotides long. Its product is annotated as actin-related protein 2/3 complex subunit 1A-A-like. The transcript is spliced from 10 exons. Gene Ontology annotation, molecular function: actin filament binding. Gene Ontology annotation, biological process: Arp2/3 complex-mediated actin nucleation. The coding region runs from base 282 to 1355 and encodes 357 amino acids. NCBI's taxonomy places the organism in Eukaryota, Metazoa, Chordata, Actinopteri, Salmoniformes, Salmonidae. The record is from RefSeq and is a predicted model, not a curated record. Gene Ontology annotation, cellular component: actin cytoskeleton; Arp2/3 protein complex.